GUGAGGAGGCAAGGCUGUGUUGUGUUGUGAGUGCCUGUGUGGCGGGUGUUGUGAGUGACUCUGCGGCGGUGACUAGACUUAAGAACUCUGCCGUGGCUGUGGUGAAGGUCCCUGGUGCAUGUGUGGCCGUGCUGGUUGUGGUCUCCUAACACAAACACACACACACAAGAGGAGCACAGCCGCCCGCCACUAUGAGUUAUAACAGGGGUCGUGGGUUUGGCUUUGGGGGGUUCUCCUUUGCCAAGAAACAGGAGGCCAUCCCACCGCCACCCAAUGCCGCACUCAGCAAACACGGCUACCACACCAUGACCGCCAUCAGCCAGAAUGCAAUAUCAGGUGGCUGUGGGUACGGACAGCCACGCAAGAGACCAAGAGAUGAGGACGAGUACUUUGACGAUGAGGACGAGAGCUUUGAGGGAGCAUAUCAGCCAGCGCCGGGCAGCCCCGGACCACAGCGCAAGGAAUCCUCAGACUCAGAUGAGGAUCCGCUGGAUGCCUUCAUGGCUGGCAUUGAACAGGAGGUGAAGAGGACGAAGGUGAAGGGCAGUGAGGACAAGAAGGAGAUGAAGGGUGUGCGUGACGACAUAGACGAAGAGGAUGAUGAGGAGUCCUACUACAGAUACAUCCAGGAGAACCCCAAUGCUGGCAGGCAACAGGAAGACAGUGAGGAUGAGAUAGAGUACGAUGAGGACGGCAACCCCAUCGCCCCCAAAAAGCCCAAAUAUAUUGACCCCCUUCCCCCCAUCGACCACUCCACCAUCCAGUAUGCUGAGUUCACCAAAAACUUCUACCAGGAACACGAGGACAUUGCAGCUCUUGGCCCUGGCCAGAUGCACGAGCUGCGGACCAAGCUGGGCAUCAAGGUCACUGGCUUUGAUGCGCCCAAGCCAGUCACAAGUUUUGGCCACUUUGGCUUUGACGAAGCGCUGAUGAAGUCCAUCCGCAAGUCUGAGUACACGCAGCCCACCCCCAUCCAGGCUCAGGCUGUGCCCAUUGCCCUGAGUGGCCGCGAUGCCAUCGGGAUUGCCAAGACCGGCAGUGGCAAGACGGCAGCUUUCAUCUGGCCCAUGCUGGUUCACAUCAUGGACCAGAGAGAACUGUCUCCCGGCGAGGGCCCCAUUGGCCUCAUCCUGGCACCCACGCGUGAGUUGGCGCAGCAGAUAUACACAGAGGCACGCAGGUUCGGCAAGGUGUACAACAUCCAGGUUGUGUGUGCCUAUGGUGGUGGCAGCAAGUGGGAGCAGAGCAAGGGGCUGGAGGCAGGGGCAGAGAUUGUCGUGGCCACACCCGGCCGGAUGAUUGACAUGAUCAAGAUGAAGGCAACCAACCUGCAGCGUGUCACCUUCCUGGUGCUGGACGAGGCAGACCGUAUGUUUGACAUGGGAUUUGAGCCUCAGGUGCGGUCAAUAUGUGAUCAUGUGAGGCCGGACCGACAGACACUGCUCUUCUCUGCCACCUUCAAGCGCAAGGUGGAGAGGCUGGCGCGUGAUGUACUGACGGAUCCAGUGAGGGUGGUGCAGGGUGAGCUGGGUGAGGCAAACCAGGAUGUGACACAGAUCAUCAAGCUGCUCAACUCCAGCAACCACAAGUGGCUCUGGUUGACGAAACACCUUGUGGAGUUCAUGUCGGAGGGCAGCGUUCUCAUCUUCGUCACCAAGAAGGCCAACGCGGAGGAGCUAUGCAACAGCCUCACCACCAAGGAGUAUGACGCGCUGCUCCUGCACGGCGACAUGAGCCAGUACGAGCGAAACGAGGUCAUCACGGGGUUCAAGAGGAAGGACAAGCCCAUCCUGGUAGCCACAGACGUCGCCGCACGUGGUCUGGACAUCCCACACAUCCGCACUGUUGUGAACUACGAUGUGGCGAGGGACAUUGACACUCACACCCAUCGUAUUGGUCGAACAGGCCGUGCUGGGGAGAAGGGCACAGCGUACACCCUUGUGACAGACAAGGACAAGGAGUUUGCUGGCCAUCUGGUGAGGAACCUGGAGGGGGCGGCACAGGAGGUCCCCAAGGAGUUAAUGGAGCUGGCCAUGCAGAGCUCCUGGUUCCGCAAGUCCAGGUUCAAGCAGGGCAAGGCGAAGGCACUCGGGGGACGUGGCCUUGGCUUCAGGGAGCGGGCCAGGCCUGGGCUCAAAUCCUGGGAUGGGUAUGGGGGCAGUGGUGGAGGUGGAGGUGGGGGGCCAGCAGCAGUUGGGCCAGCUGGUCAGGCAUAUGGGGGUGGUGACCCCAGCAUGACGGGGCCAGCAACCAACCGCCUGGCAGCCAUGAAAGCAGCGUUCCACUCCCAGUAUAAAAGUCAGUUCACCGCUGCAAGUGCUGACACCUCAUGGACAAUAGACCGACCCACACAAUCCCAGGCCAGCCAGCGCCGCAGAAAGUCAAGGUGGGACGACUAGAUACCUCCAUCAGUCAGUCCUCCCUGUGACCUGUGACGGCGAUGAGUGAUGGACCGGCUGGCUGGACAGACAGACGACCCAGCCUUGGCGAUGCAGUAUUAUGUCUCAGCUCUCCAUCAGAAUGUCAUCACAUCCUAUACUACUACACCACCUC
Molecule: messenger RNA, 2553 nt
Organism: Scylla paramamosain (green mud crab)
Lineage: Eukaryota; Metazoa; Arthropoda; Malacostraca; Decapoda; Portunidae
Product: ATP-dependent RNA helicase DDX42-like
Exons: 12
Coding region: 192-2399 (735 amino acids)
Molecular function (GO): RNA helicase activity; ATP binding; RNA binding
Source: RefSeq, a predicted model, not a curated record